AUGCCUCGACUAUAUGUGUGCAUCCUGAUCUUAGCGCUGGCUCUGGUUACCAUCUCUGAAGCUUCUUGGAAGCCCCGCUCCCAGCUACAGGAUGCCUCCUCUGGACCAGGGACCAACAGGGCCCUGGAACCACCCCAGCUAGACCAGCUGGGCCCAACCUCUCACCAUCGAAGGCAGCUGGGGCCACAGGGCCCUCAACACAUCGUAGCAGACCUGUUCAAAAAGCAGAGGCCACGGAUGGAGGAGGAAGAAGAAGCGUAUGGAUGGAUGGACUUUGGCCGCCGCAGCGCUGAGGAAGAGGACCAGCACGCUUAGCACCAGUCUCCCAGAGCCCAGCCAGCCCCAGCCAAGCCCACACCUCAGUCCCUGCAAAACAUAU
This is a messenger RNA of Acomys russatus (golden spiny mouse), 379 nucleotides long. RefSeq names its product gastrin (gene Gast). The coding region runs from base 1 to 315 and encodes 104 amino acids. Gene Ontology annotation, molecular function: hormone activity. The record is from RefSeq and is a predicted model, not a curated record. The transcript has 2 exons. Lineage: Eukaryota; Metazoa; Chordata; Mammalia; Rodentia; Muridae. Gene Ontology annotation, cellular component: extracellular region.